Molecule: messenger RNA, 4577 nt
Organism: Cornus florida
Lineage: Eukaryota; Viridiplantae; Streptophyta; Magnoliopsida; Cornales; Cornaceae
Exons: 9
Coding region: 870-4271 (1133 amino acids)
Biological process (GO): protein phosphorylation; signal transduction
Cellular component (GO): cytoplasm
Molecular function (GO): protein kinase activity; ATP binding; protein binding
Source: RefSeq, a predicted model, not a curated record
UUAAAUUUAUUAUUAUUAUUAUUAUUAGUUUUGAAUAAAAUAUUUAUUUCCAUUAUCCACGACAUAACUAAAAAUACUUCAUAGUGAUCUAGAAAAGAGAUAUAGAGAGAGAAAUUCAUAAAUUAGUUACAGUUAGGACCCCCUCCUGCGUUGAUGCCGCGUUAUUCUAAGCAAUGUCGCUCUCCGACGCCUCCCCAUUGAUUUUCUGAGGCAUAUGCAACGGCCUCUCCCUCUAUCUUUCUCUCUCCAUCAACCCACACCUCACAAACAAAACCCAAAUUCAAACUCUAUGUUCCUCUUUUGAACCCCUCUGAAAUUUUGCAAUCUCCACAGCUAAGAAACCAGACAUAAGACAGUUUUUGAGUAAAGAAACAGCUGAAUUUGUAAGUUUGACAAUGGAUUAUCAAUGAUGGGUAAAAUGUACAGCAACUACGUGAUAGGCAUUGAAUCAUGGGCAAAUGUUGAUCUUGCGGAAUUAUAUUGUACCGAAAACAUUAGAUUCUUUUGCAUACAUUUUUGUUAGAUUUGUAAAGGAAUAAGGGUAUAUUGAAGAUUUAUAGUUCAUAGAGAAAUUUUGUUAUUAGUCAUUUUAGAAAUUGUACAUUAAUUGUUUGACAUAUGUACCAUUUGUUGGCGCGAUACGAGUUGUUAUUGUAUUCAUAGGCAUUUGGUGAUAAAAAUUUAGGGAAACCAAUCGCACAAUCUUUUGGGUUGAGUGUGUGUAGGGGACAAAGUGUGUUCGACUUCUUUGUCCGAAUUCAGAGAAGUAAUAGUAGUUUCUGAAUUUUGAUGGGUAUUAAGGAAUAAGGCUUGAAAAGCCAGAGAAUGUUCAUUCACAGCUAAAUAGAUAUUUGAUUUCUUCCAAGACCAUGGCAAGUGAAACUCCUGGUACUUCAGGAGAAUUUUAUGCCGAUAAACAUGCACAUAAUGUAUCUGAACAAACGGGUGAGGAAUUUUCUGCAGAGUUUCUUAGGGAUCGCGUUAUGCCAAGAAAUGUACGUGUAAUGAAUGACAUGCAGCCUCAGCAGAAGAGAGUUGACUCAAACUGUAUUCAGGAUCAUCAGCUUGUUUAUGAGGAUCUUACUGGCCUUCUUGGGAUAAAAAGAAUGGAUUCUGAAAGUGGUACAGAUAAUUCAGAUGCUUCUACCAAGAAAGGAUAUUUGCCGGAACUAGAGAAGAAGGUUUAUCCAGAAUUGGUAAGCAGACACCAUAAGGAAUAUAGAGUCAGUGGACAACAACCACGGAAUUCUUCGGGUGAAACUAAUUGUGAUCAAGCUGUACCUGGUCCAACUGGCACACCCCUUUAUGGACCAGACUCGCCUAAUGCAUACCAGCUGUGUGGUUUGGGGUCAGGAGUUUCAGACUGUUCUUUCUCUGGUAAAAUGAAAUUCCUCUGCAGCUUUGGGGGAAGAAUAUUACCGAGGCCAAGUGAUGGGAAGCUCAGAUAUGUGGGAGGGGAAACACGGAUUAUAUCCAUUAGGAAAAACCUGAGUUAUGCUGAACUUGUAAAGAAGACUUCUGCCAUUUGCAAUCAACGUCAUACGAUUAAGUACCAGCUCCCUGGUGAGGAUCUUGAUGCACUCAUUUCUGUAUCUUCUGAUGAGGAUUUUCAUCAUAUGAUUGAGGAAUAUCAUGAUUUGGAAAAAGUAAAUCAAAGGCUGCGUAUAUUUCUUGUAUCUUCUGUUGAUCCUGAAAGCCCAUGUUCUUUUGAAGCAAAGACUACUGGACAGCAGUGUGAUGUUGAUUAUCAAUAUGUUGUUGCGGUUAAUGGCAUGCUGGAUCCAAGUCCACGGAGGAGCUCUAGCACUCAAAGCCUGGCAAGCCAAGCAAGCCUGUUGGGAAGUAAUUUGGAUUGUAGUCCAACCUUUCAAAGAGACUCUCCUACUUCCCUUCAUCCAAGGAGUUUCCAUGUGCAACUUUAUGAAGAUCGUGUGUGCUCUGAUGGUCAUGAUCAAAGCAACAAUCCAAUUGUUAUGGACCAACCGGCAUAUGACAAUUCCUAUGGUGUUGAGGCCACAAGCUGUUAUUAUAAUCAUCCUCGUGAACCUGUGUCAGUGGUGAAUUACCAUCAUCAAAACAAGCAAUUGGUAGAACCUAAACAGACACGUGAGGUGCAUUUCCUAAAUCGUACCCCCAGCAGAGAUUUAUUGUCUUCUCCUCUAUAUUGUCAGGGUGAUAUUGACAUUGAAGGGCCUCUGCACAGUGAAAAGGCAAUCCGUCCGGAAAAGAUCCUCUAUACUCCUGAAGAUUCAACAGGCCUAUAUUCUGUGUCUGAUGUUCCAGUAGGUGCUCAUCCUAGAAUGUCACAUGCGCUCUCUGACUCGCAUUUGCAAGAUGAACGGUUGUCCAAUCUAGAAGAAGGUAAAAUCCCAUGGUACCCCCUGAAUUCUGAAGUAGAAAAUUCACCUUCCUUGGCAAUGUCAAAUUCUUCACAAGAAAGGCUCGUGCAAAGGCAGCAGAUGAUGGACGAGAAAAACCAAGAGGCUAAAAAUGAUAAUCAGCCCGCUUUCAAGACACCAGACAAUAACAAGGAAUCCAUAGAAUGGGGGAAAAAUACAUUGAAGUGGAAGAACAAGAAAGACACUUCAUUGGGUCAGGACAGGGAACAUUAUGAAGGAAAUUUGAAUAUUUCAUCAUAUGCUAAUGCUGUGGAACAUAAUAUUAACUUGCCAAAAAUUCACUGCUACCCAAACUCAAUACCCCGUGUUCAUAUCUCACAACAAGAGGCACAAGUUCCUGGAGGCAUCAGCUCUCUUUCCCCAGCAAUCGAUUUGGAUAUUUCCGCAAACAGCAUGAGAGAGCAACCCAAGGGUUAUCAAUUAAAUUCAGAUGAAUCUGAGUUUCUUGUCCAGAGCCAAAAGACUAACAUGGAUCUGCAGCAUAGUAUGACUGGUACAAUGAGUGACAAAACUGCUUCGCGGGGAUCUUCUGAAGUACAACCCAUCAAAUCUUGGGAAAUGAGUAAACAAGAACCCAUUGCUGCAGCAGCUGUAGAUUUAACUACAAUUGCAAGAGAUGGAUCGGGUUCAAAGUUAAACUUUCUCGAGAAUGAUCCUCCUGUCACUAAAUCCUCUAUUAGAAAUCCCACCACUGAUACGUCCUUAGAUAGAGAGUUUUAUCUCCAUGAUGAGGACCUUUCAAAUCAUCCUAAUAAUGUGCUGAAAUCAGGGAUUAUUGUUGAAGAUGUAACUGACAGUGUGCCUCCUGACAUCCCCUCAUCCUCAACAGCUGUCCCACAUAUACAAGAUGACUCCACGGAUGAAAUUUUGUCCCCUAGAGAAACAGAUACUGAAAGCGUCGCCCCAGAAUCUGACUAUGAGGAUUAUAGAGUUGAUAAAAAAGAAAAGGAUGAAUCUAUUAGUGAUGCCAUAAUAGCCGAAAUGGAAGCAGGCAUCUACGGUUUGCAGAUCAUAAAGAAUGCUGAUCUUGAAGAACUACAGGAGUUAGGAUCCGGUACAUAUGGAACUGUAUAUCAUGGAAAGUGGAGGGGAACAGAUGUUGCUAUCAAGAGAAUCAAAAAGAGCUGUUUUGCAGGGAGAUCAUCAGAGCAAGAGCGAUUGACCAAAGACUUCUGGAGAGAGGCCCAGAUUCUGUCAAAACUUCACCAUCCAAAUGUGGUAGCAUUUUAUGGAGUUGUUCCUGAUGGGCCAGGUGGAACAUUGGCGACAGUAACUGAAUACAUGGUCAAUGGGUCACUACGGCAUGUCCUAGUAAAGAAGGAUCGCGCACUUGAUCGGCGUAAAAGACUUAAAAUUGCAAUGGAUGCAGCUUUUGGCAUGGAGUACUUACAUUUGAAAAAUAUUGUUCAUUUUGAUUUGAAAUGUGACAAUCUGCUUGUCAAUUUGAGAGAUACCCAACGACCCAUAUGCAAGGUUGGAGAUUUUGGAUUAUCAAGAAUUAAACGCAAUACACUUGUGUCUGGUGGUGUGCGAGGAACCCUUCCAUGGAUGGCACCAGAACUAUUGAAUGGUAGCAGUAGUCGAGUUUCCGAGAAGGUUGAUGUAUUCUCCUUCGGGGUUGCUAUGUGGGAGCUCUUGACUGGGGAGGAGCCCUAUGCGAACAUGCAUUGUGGUGCUAUAAUAGGUGGGAUUGUAAGUAACACACUCAGGCCUCCCAUUCCCGAACGCUGCGAUACUGAGUGGAGAAAAUUGAUGGAGGAGUGCUGGUCACCUGAUCCAGCAGCCAGGCCAUCAUUCACAGAGAUAACGAAUAGGCUGCGUGAUAUGUCAACAGCACUGCAGCCAAAGCGGCCUAGUCAGUUGAAGAGAUGAGAUUCUACAUCCCCAUGUAAGUUACAAGGAAAAACAAAGUGUCCUUCCUUUAUGAGAUGAGUUUGUGAAAUGUCCUCCAUACAAGCAAUUGAAGAAAAUUCACAAUUUUUUUCUCACUUUUGGUAUUAAAAUUGUACAGCACUUGUUUUUUGCUUAAUUAUUAUACAAAACCAGAAGCUUUGAUAGUGCAUCAUGGUGACAAUAGGGUAAUAUGUAAUUAUGUUUUUAUGGAUAUUAAAAUCACCCUCUUGAAUGUACUAGCAUAUUGUAAAUGCUUGCCAAUGAGAGCUUCUUUUUGUUUGCCAA